CUAUUUUAUGAAUUAUCUAGAUUCAUAAAAUCUAGUUUUUUCUUAAUUCCGACUAGUUCAUCUAUCACGCAACGUUGAAAGUAAAAGUUUUCUCCAGUCCGCGACAAACGCGUUCUAUGCCACGCUUCAAUUCGAUUCAAAUUUACCCGCGCGUAAUCACGUGACCUCGCAAUCAUUGCGCCGCGCCGCGGCGCAUUGGAGCCAAGUCUUUUCCGGUUUCUUCUCGACCGGCCUUUUCCGUUAACGACGCGCGCGUACCGCCGUUCGAAUCUCGCUCGUCGAAGACUCCGGAUCGCGAAUCGUAUCGAUGGAAUCGCGUUGGCCCGAUUCGUUCCGAUCAUCCGUGUUAGUGUGAGUCUAAACGUGAGUGUUGACGAUUGCAAUACUGAUGAACGCGAGUGUCGAUAGACACAAGUGCCGAUGAACGCGAACGCCAAUGUACGCGAAUGUCGAUGUACGCGAUUGCCAAUAUACGCGAGUGUUGAUGUACGCGAUUACUGAUGGACGCGAGUGCCGAUGAACGCGAGUGCCGAUUACAUUGAACUUUUUGGUCGUCGACUGAAGAACGCCGUUUUCGCGGGACGCCUUGGGAUCCAGUCCAGAAAGUCAGGCAUUUUUGGCGCGAAGAUGAACCGAACGCUGCUGCACGUACGAUGUUUCUUGACUGUCGCGUAGAAGGCGGAAAUUCGUGGGGAGUGUCUCUUGGCAGUUCUCGGAAGGCUUCGAAGGAGAGGGGAACGAAACGGGUAGUCAUCGACGACGGACGUUGCGCCUGUUGCCUGGCACCGUUUCUAACCGGCCGUGGCGUGCGCUGCAGCGAUUGCGGCGCUAGAUCCUGCAGGAAGGCCUGUUCGCGUUGGGAUACGUCCGACAAUGCCUGGCACUGCAUAUUCUGUCAUCAACAAAGAUCGUGGCUGAAGAGGAAUGACAAGUGGUUCGAGAAUUUCGGUGGCACGGCGAAUGAGGAGGAGGAGCUGCACGGCUACUUCGGUGCCGCCAAAUCACAUAUCCACGUUGCAGGACAUGCUGGCGCGAUCUCGAACGUGGAGCAGAUUCAGGAGGAUCGGGAAGAGAGGCGCAUGGUGCACGCGGUGCGAAAUUUUGUCGAGAAGAUAGUCGACGGUCUCGUUGAGAACGUAGACGACACGCCGAUCGAUCGACUCUACGAGGACUCCGAGUACGACAAGUUUCUGGAGGAACAUCGCCCGCCGUUAGCCGCCGCUCUGGCUCGAUUGGCUACCUGCCUGAAAGCGUCGCUUACGAACAAACCAUCUACCGAUCCACCUGCUAUGGCGCAUGCGGCGCUCAGAGAGAUCGUCGAGCGAGCCGUCGAGGAAGCUCGAAAAUUACCAGGAUUGAACGCGUCCGAGGACGCGGAGCAUCCUCGGGAAGGUCGUGCCGUCGCAAAUAAUAGUUAUGAGGAUCUCCUUGCCACCGCGAUACUCAACAAGGUCAUCGAAAAAUACCAAAGGGAACGAAUUGACGGUAACAGUAACGUCCUGAACGACACAGAUUCGCCUAAAGCGAAAUAUACCGCAAACGAGAGCGAGCAUGGUCUUGAGGAAGAUGCGGCGAGUUACGCGUCCGAUCCUCUCGAGUGCAACGGCGGUCAUAGCGCGUCGAUCAGGCAAAAUGAAGAUCGUCGGAAACCGGUGUCCUUCACGAUGGAGGAAAGGAUAGAGGAAGUAACCACGAUCACGUCGGACGAUGACGAACUUCGUGACAACGGCGUCUUGGAAUUCGGAUGCACUCGGCGCGUACCGUUUCCAGAAUACGGAAUGGAUAUCGUUGACCCUCCGCGGGAAUUACCUUCACCAUCGCCAUCAUCGUCAGAUUCUUCGGACUUAAAUCACAACGAAUAUCCGCCGGUCAGGACAAAACGUCACGCCACUGAUCAUACGAUGGAUAUAGUUUCACCCAUCGAGUCUUGGGAGGACAAUUGGCUAUUUCAGAAAAAGAGAAUCUCUCGAUCGCAACCGGAUCCAGUUGCUAUGUUGGUACCGAGCUCUAAUGCGUAUUACAAGGCUCUGAUCGGCGACCGAGAUGCCGAGGACACGUCCGAUCUAUCCGAAUGCUCAUCUACGAAAUCCGAUGAAGAAAUCGAAAAGGAAUUGAUGGAGGCGAUCAACAACGUAAUUCCGAGGACUCCUAGUAUCUCCGAAUGUGACGCGACAAACAAUCAGACAGAAACUAAUCAGGAAGGAGCAAACAUGAUGCAACUCGGAAAAAAUGAAUUCGAUAUUUGCCAAGCGAAAACGAAAACUGAAAAGUACCUAACUGUAAUUGUUCCCGAGCAUUUCGACGAGAGAAAUCAUGAGGAGGGAUUCCUGAAAUCUUCAGAAAUCUCGAAGAACGAAACAGCCAAUCGUGAAGAUGACAAAGGGAAACAAAAUGAAAGUUUAUUUGAGCUGAUAACAGUAGGAAAAGGAGAAGGCGAAGCCAAAGAAAAGCUUAAGGAUACAGCCGAGCGCCGCGGAAGACCGAUCACGAUGGAAAGUUCUAUACAAAAGGAAGUAAAGAUGCAAUCUGAAAAAUCAAGUGAGAGGAACGAUCGAGAGGAAAACGUCACCGACGAAAACGAGGAGCAACGAGAGAGCGAAUAUACUGAGCACUACGACACAGCGAUCCAGAGACACUUAGACAGUUUGACGAAAGUCGAAGUUUACUCUGGAGAGAGCGAGGCGCCUGACGAUACGAGAAAAACGACGGACGAACAGCUGAGAAAAUCGGAGAACAAUUCGACUGAAAAACCAGAAAGCAGUGAACGUUCAGAAGCCGAAGUCCAAUUGUCUUAUGCAACGAUCAAGAAUCACGUCGACAUAACAAGUGAAAAUGAUCCAUUAAGCGCCCCUCCACGACCAGGCACAAUAGCAGAACGUGAGCACAAAAAGUGGGAAAAUGCGCCGCCAAUCGAAAACAAUCCAUACAGCGAGGAGAGCAUUCGAAAGCGAUGUUUGGAGAGGCAAUAUUCGCGAAAUUCGGACAUUUCGGGAACCCAUUACGAAUUAACAAAGCUAAACGAAGUAAAUAUGGAGGCGCUCCUGGCACCCGGUCGACCGGACAUCAAACGAUUCGGCAGGGAUUACUACAUCAACCAAUCGAAGGCGGCCAGUGGAGAACGGCAGGAACGGGCCAGGUCGUCGAUGUCCUCGAUGUCGAGCAGACCGAGCAGCUCGCUGUCCCAACAAUCGAGCUGCGCCGGCGACGAGCAACACGAACGACAGGUGAGUCACGACAAGCUCGAGCAAUUCGAAGCCGCUUCGUUGCGCGGCAGCUUGCCUAGACGAUGCUGCCGCGAUCCCCGCGCCAGUCCGCACUUCGCGAUCAACCCUCUCCUGCAUCUGGAGCCUGCGAGCGAUCGAUCGCGCCACGUCGACGGCGAGCAAACCGAGAAUCUCGUAGGAAACGACGUUCGAAUGAUGUACCUCGAGGAGAGCACGAAAAAUGACGCGAGAGACGAUCGAGGCUCUAAGAAUUCCGCGGAGUCGGAUAUAGAAACGAUAUUUGAAGGAAAAGAGGACAGCUACAUCCUGUCGGAGAGCCUGGAAAUCGGCACGGACUCUGAGCAAUCGGUACCGACGGAUUGGAAUCGGCCUUUGGAUGAUCGCGAGGGUGAAGAGCCGAUAGUUCCGCGAUACGACAAUCGCGCGCGAUCACCGAGCGAUCGGAACGAUCGCGAUCUGGGCGAUCGCGACUCCGGGAUGUGCUCGAUCGGUUCUCGCGACUCGGAGAAUAGUGAGCGCGAACGUUGGCGACGGUUGUAUGGCGGUCGGCUGGCGGAUAACGAUAGUUCCGACAACGGGCAGAUGAUAUCAUCGAUCAGCGGCAGGAGAUUUUUGACUACCAACGGAUACAAAUACAACACGUUUGGUGGCAUCAGGAUCCGGCCGGCGAAGGUGGAGGAUUCCGACGACGAUCUCGAAGACGAAUCGACCUUGCCGGAAGAUCCUUUCGAAGAUCGCAGUCCGGAAUUCGCGAAAUUAAAGUUUCAGACUUUCGGCGGGAUCAAGAGGAGCAGAAGGAUCGACAGCAAGAGAUUGCCAAACUACAGAAGGAUUCGAUUGAGACCGAUCCUACCGGAAGUCGCCACGUCUGCCAUUCCCGAAAACGGUCGCGAUAUAACCGAAACGCAAGGAUCAGCGAAUCUCGAUCUACAUUCUAACGUCGAUUCGGAAAAUUGCGAUCAGCCAGCAAACUUGAAUCGUUCUACGAGUGUCGAGGGAUUUGCUAGCUUCGAGCAUUCGACGAGCUCGACUUUCGAGAGCGACUGGCAGGAUGAGGAAAAUAACGUUACGAACGAUCGGGUAUCCACGGGAUACGGGCAAAUUGGACGCAACAGAAAUCAAACGAGUCCCUUCAAAGUAAGCUCCACGGCGAAACGUAGAAAUCUGAUUCGUAAGAAAAACGUAAAAUCAUCUUCGCUCUGGUCCUUGCCAAAUGAGGACGAUGAGUGGCAAGAUGAGCUCGAUUGUGCCUCCGAUGAAAUUAUAAUGAACAAGUUUUUGAAGGAUGUCUCCAGGAGGCGAAAAGCGAGCGCGUUCAACAAUGAUAACAAUGUCGCGGCUCGAGGAAGAGGAACAAGAUCUGGAAGGAAUCGAGAAGUCCUCGAAGACAGUAACCGCGAAAAGUUAGAGAAAUCGAUAAUUAGGAACACUGAAAGGAAUUUGGAAAGUUCGAAGGAAUCUCGACAAGAAGGGAAAAGUGAUAAUAAGGGACGUGAUGAUAAGGGACGAUGCAAGAAGUUGUACGUGAGAAAUUUGAGCGACGUCACGAUGUGGUGACAAGCAGAAAAGCUGACUUGAAAAUUGAAUUAAAAAAAAAUCGAUACGAGAAAAAGAAUGUAUCGUGCUAUAACUGUAACACGAUUGCCAUGAAGAAAUAUUGCGCUGUAUAGAAAUAUGAAAUGUAUCAAGAGUAUACUAUACAUUAGACAUAUUAUACUACAUAAUCUUGAGAUAUCUUUGCUAUAUCUCAAAGCAAAUUUUUAUUCUAUUUUUCUACAAUUCUUAUGACGAUUGAUAAGAAAAAGUGGGUGACAAAAGGCUUCAAAAUGAAUUAUUUAUUAUAAGACUCAUGGUAUUUCAAAUGAAGAGAAAACGAGAUUGCGAGAUUCUACUUUGAUACGGCGCGAAAGUUAGAAAUUCAGAAUGCAGGCUUCCGCGCGAUAAUUGAUGGAUCCAGCUAAUUAUUGUAAAGAUUCAUUAAUUUAAUAAUUGUUACAAUUGUUAUAUAGUUAAUAUAUUUUGUUUCCGAUGCGAUAAUGUACCUGAUAGUAUGUGAAUGCAUUUGCAUCAAUAUCCUAAGUCUGUGGCCAUGUUUUUUUGAAAUAAGAGUGCCAUGACACGAUACGCUAAUAUAUUAAUGUGUCAUAUAGGUUAACGGUGGAAAGUUCGUAUUUAUACAACGAUAAGUUACAAGUGGUAAAUAAAUACGGGUGCAUAAAAAUUUAA
Messenger RNA from Solenopsis invicta (red fire ant), 5450 nucleotides. RefSeq lists its product as uncharacterized. The coding region runs from base 654 to 4781 and encodes 1375 amino acids. Lineage: Eukaryota; Metazoa; Arthropoda; Insecta; Hymenoptera; Formicidae. The record is from RefSeq and is a predicted model, not a curated record. The transcript has 15 exons.